This is a messenger RNA of Cimex lectularius (bed bug), 1120 nucleotides long. Its product is annotated as arginine-hydroxylase NDUFAF5, mitochondrial. NCBI's taxonomy places the organism in Eukaryota, Metazoa, Arthropoda, Insecta, Hemiptera, Cimicidae. Gene Ontology annotation, cellular component: mitochondrion. The record is from RefSeq and is a predicted model, not a curated record. The transcript has 3 exons. Gene Ontology annotation, molecular function: S-adenosylmethionine-dependent methyltransferase activity. Bases 39 to 1046 code for a protein of 335 amino acids. Gene Ontology annotation, biological process: mitochondrial respiratory chain complex I assembly.
UGUAACCUCGGAUUCUUAUUUUAAAUCCUUACAUCGUUAUGUUGAAUUCUUGUUUAUGUGUAAAUAAAUUUAAACAUUUAACGAUUACAUUUAAACGGACGUUAACUUUUUCACAAGGGUGCUGUCAAAAUGUGAUAAUGAACGUGUUCGACCGGGACGCCAAGCUUCUCCAGAAGUGGCGUGCGUCUAAACUCGAAAAUCCUCAAAUAUACCAGUACUUAAAAGACGAGGUCGGAUACCGCCUGGCGGACAGGGUCUUCGACAUCAAACGAAAGUUCGGCAAGGUCGUGGACUUGGGAUGCGGUCGUGGAAGCGUGUCCAAGAAUAUUUUGGCCGAUUGCGUCGAGACGUUGGUCAUGUGCGAUAGAUGCGAGCCCAUUUUGGACGAGGCUGCACUUCCAGAAGAGGGUGUCAACGUCGAGAAGCUCGUCGUCGACGAGGAGCGUCUGCCUUUCGAGGCGGACUCCGUAGACAUGUUCCUCAGCAGCCUCUCUCUCCAUUGGGUCAACAAUCUCCCUGGUACUUUCAGCCAAAUCAUGAAAUGCUUGAAGCCCGAUGGAGCUUUCAUUGGUUGUGUUUUUGGCGGAGACACAUUAUACGAAUUGAGAUCUUCCCUUCAAUUGGCAGAAGUUGAAAGAUUGGGUGGUAUAUCGCCACAUAUUUCCCCUUUCACAGAUGUAAGAGAUAUCGGUGGACUGUUGAGUCAAGCCGGGUUCACAAUGCUCACUAUAGACGCGGAUGAAAUCGUAGUCUCAUAUCCGUCGAUGUUUGAACUCAUGUGGGAUUUAAAAGGCAUGGGGGAAAAUAAUUGUUCAUGGUCAAGAAGUCAACACCUUAACCGAGAUGUCAUGGUGGCCGCUUCAGCAAUUUACAGACAGUUGUACGGCUCGGAUGAAAAAGUUCCUGCGACAUUUCAAAUCUUGUAUUUUCUCGGCUGGAAACCCGAUCCAUCACAGCCUCAGCCAGCCCAGAGGGGAUCUGCAACACAUUCUUUGAAACAAUUAGAACAUGUUAUAAAUACAAAGUCAAAGCCUACUUCUUCAUAGACAAUUGUUUCAUGUAUAGAUACCUUAUUUUUAAUUUUUUGUUAAUGAAAUAAAUUAAUUUAAUUUGUAUGUUA